CCCGCACACACACACAAACACACACACACACAACGCACAGUCACUCACACCGAGACUCAAUUACUGCCCAAUUCCCUUCUUCAUCAUCUCCUGCUACACCGGCCUCUCACAAAACACAGCAAACCGCGAAAGGAAAAGAAAACAGGCGCUACUUCGAGGCGGGAUUAGGCGAAAUAAGUGUCCGGACUGAAAAAAGGGGGUGGAAGAGCAGUGAUGUCACAGAGUUGAGGACACUCCCACUCAAUAUGGAGUCUGGAGAGCGGCUGGCCUCGCCUUCCUCCACCCCGGUCUCCGUACACAACGCCUCCUCUUCAUCCUCAUCCUCAUCCUCAACGUCCCCGGCCUCCAACACCAAGAGCAGCCUCAACCACGGAGCUACGGCCUCACUCACUGCCUGUGGCCCUUUGUUCGGGGUGGCGGGGAGUGAGCAGCCGUUCAGUGUCAGCUCGGUGACUUCUGUGCCCAGUGCCUUCCCAGUGAUGGCUCAUCCUGCCUUCAGCCUUCUGUCGCCGGCCACAGCACGCCCAGAGUUUGGGGGUUUGGGGGCUCUCGGGGUCACUGCAGCCUUGGCAGCCCACCCACAACUAGGGGCUUUCUCAGAGUGGUGGAGAGCAGCUGAAGCUCAUGGGCGGAGUCCCGCAGCCUUCUUCCCGCCUUUCCUGGGCCUGCCCCCGCUGUUUGCGCCUCCCCUUCAGAACCACGAGGCCACUCCAUACACUUCCAAAACCCCAAGCAAAAGCAGCCGAGGGUCUAUAGGUGUUAAUGGAGCUGUAAACGGCAGCACCGUCUCUCCCUCCGCCACUAAAGGCAACGUCUCUGCGUCCGCCUCACUCUCGCCCUCCCCCGCGCCACGGCCCCUGGAGCACAGCCGGACCCCCAACGCCAAGCCCCGCGCCCGCAAGGCUGGUCACCAUAGCAACAGCACAGGAGAGCUCCAAGAGAAGCCCUCUCAGAAGCCUAAAGAGAAGAAAGCUCGCAAGAAACAGGGGGAAGGCUUGGGCGUGAGUGACAGCGAAUCAGGCACAUCAUUGGACAGUGACAGCGAGGGAGUCAGCAGUAGUGACCUGGAUGACCUCGGGGAAGAGGAAGAUGACGACGAUGAUGAUGAGGAUCAGAGUAAAGACAGUGAAGAGUCUGACUCUGAAAAGGAGCGACAGAAGAAGAAGAAAGCAAAGGUCGUGACAAAUCUCAGACUGAGCAACAAGGUGAAGCCCAGGCUCAUGGAGGCGUGGGACACCCGGGAGGGCCUUCACCGUGGCGCCUCCUUAGAUCUCCCGACUAUGGUUUCAUUACCCCGCUCGCCCUCGCCCUCAGCUCGCUCUCAGUCCUCCAGAGCCCGAGACAGAGCGGCACAACCCACUAGCGUCAUCCAGUCCACAGGCCUGGCAGUUGGCCCCAAACCGCUAGCGUUAAUUAGCCAGACUCGGCGGGACACCUCCCCCAAACACCUCUCUGCCUCUCCCCAACACCUCAGCUCCUCCUCUUCUCCUAGACCUCCGGCCAUCUCCCCUAAACCUCCUGCAGUCUCUGCCAAGCCCCUCGUCUCGUCUCAUCAACCCCUCCCACUUUCUCUAUGCUCCUCCCCCAAACCACUCUCAGUUCCCUCCCCUCCCAAGCCCCUCCCCCUGUCCUCCUCCCCUAAACCUCCCCCUUUGACACCGUCCCCCAGGGCACGCUCUCUAGGCUCAGCCCACAAGGCGCAGGAGGCUCUGAGCAGCAGGAAGCUUCUGGAGAACUCUCUGGCUCAAAUUGCAGACUACAGACUGAAACAAUCCCUUCUCUCGCAGGACCAGGAGUUCCCGCUCCAGCUGAAGAAGCAGCAGGAGCUGUACAAGCCCACAAAGCAUUCUGGGACAGAGUCCUCGUCUUCACCUUCGCUGCUCUCAUCCGCUCUCCUCCCCCUCAAAGCCUCCUCCGGCCGCACUAAACCCCCAGCGGCCCAGGGCGCGGCUCCGUCGCCAGGCCUGCUGCUCUCUCAGACCCUGCUGGGCCUGAGCCAGGCCAACGGGGUGAUCCAGAGUGUACCCCAGGACGUCCCGCUGGCCCUCACCACCAAGCCCCACACAGACCUGCCCGUCAACCUCAGCACAGGGGGCAGGAAGGAUGCCCCGACUCCACCUACCCUCGCUCCCACCUCUGCCCCACCACAGCCAGGCCGGCCACGCAACUCUCGCAAGAGCAAAACCCCCAAACCCCUGGAGGCCUGGAAGGAGGUGUCCCAGAACCACCUGGUUCAGUCCUUGGUGGACGUGUUCCACCGCGGCAGGGCCGAACAGGAGUUGCCUGGAAGCAAGGAUUCAGACGACUCGGCAGAGGAUGACGACGACGAUGAGGACGAUGAUGUGGAUGAUGAAGAGGAGGAUGAGGAGGAUUCAGAUGACAGUCUCUCAGAAUCAGACAGUAACUCAGACAGCGAGUUGAAUGGCUCUGGGAGCAGUAAGAAGAAGAAGAGGGACGCGAUGGAGAUGGAGACCGAGACGGACGGAGAGAAGACCCCUCUGAAACUCGGCAAAGGGAUGUCCCUGCUCACCUCCUCUACCAAUCACAGCCUGCCUGACUGCUCGCCACUGAACCUGCAAGUGAUUAAGCCCUCCAGUGUGGCCACGCCCACUAUCAUGAGCAGCUCCGGUGCCUUCACCUAUCACAGCUCUCCCUCUUCGUCAUAUUCUGUUGGCACCUCCCCAGGCUCGGGAAAGAGGAAGCGUGUGAUGAAUGAGGAUGAUUUGAAGACUCCUCUGGAAAUGGGCUGGCGGAGAGAGACCAGGAUCAAAACGGUUGGAGGUCGCCUCCAAGGAGACGUGGCGUAUUACGCCCCAUGUGGGAAGAGGUUACGGCAGUAUCCAGAUGUGGUGAAGUAUCUAUCCAGAUAUGGAAUAAGUGACAUCACACGCGAUAAUUUUAGCUUCAGUGCAAAAAUAAGGGUUGGUGACUUCUAUGAAGCCAGAGAAGGACCCCAGGGUCUGCAAUGGAUCCUGCUUAGUGAGGACGAGGUCGUACCUCGCAUCCGGGCCAUGGAAGGCCGGCGGGGCCGCCCGCCCAACACUGAGCGGCAGCAGAGAGGGGCGGACGGCGAGAGCUCGGGCUCAGGCGGCCGCCGCAGAAAAGGCAGACCGCCUAAUGUAGGGCAGACUGAAUUCCCCAGCCCCUCCGAGGCCAAACUGCUCCGAAAGCUGGAGGCUCAGGAAAUUGCCCGGCAGGCGGCUCAGAUGAAGCUGAUGAGAAAACUGGAGAAACAGGCCCUGGCAAGGGCAGCCAAGGAAGCACGCAAACAGCAAGCCAUCAUGGCUGCAGAGGAGAGGAGGAAGCAGAAGGAGCAAAUCAAGAUCCUCAAACAGCAGGAAAAGAUAAAGCGCAUUCAGCAAAUCCGGAUGGAGAAGGAGCUCCGCGCGCAGCAGAUUCUUGAGGCGAAGCGGAAAAAGCGUGAGGAAGCUGCCAAUGCCAAAAUCUUGGAGGCGGAGAAGCGCUUAAAGGAGAAAGAGAUGAGACGUCAACAGGCAGUUAUCCUAAAGCACCAGGAGUUGGAGAGGCAUAGACUAGAUAUGGUAUGGGAGAGGGAGAGGAGAAGACAGCAUGUAAUGCUCAUGAAGGCCGUAGAGGCCCGCAAAAAAGCUGAGGAGCGCGAGCGACUCAAGCAAGAGAAGAGGGAUGAGAAACGCCUCAACAAAGAGCGCAAGCUGGAGCUGCGCAGGCUGGAGCUCGAAAUGAUCCGUGAGAUGAAGAAGCCGAACGAGGACAUGUGCUUAACCGAUCACAAGCCUCUUCCAGAGUUCUCUCGUAUCCCGGGCCUGGUCCUGCCUGGUCAGGUGUUUUCCGACUGUCUGAUGGUGGUGCAGUUUUUGCGCAGUUUUGGGAAAGUUCUGGGCUUGGAGCUGUCCGAGGUCCCCACUCUAGGCGUGCUGCAGGAGGGUCUGCUCAACCUGGGCAACAGUAUGGGCCAAGUGCAGGACCUGCUGGUGCGUCUGCUCUCCAGCGCUGUGUGUGACCCGGGACUCCCACCAGGACAAAGGACAAAGUCUAUCCUGGGUGAUCACUUGACUAACCUGGGUUUGAACCGGGACAACGUUUCGGAGGUGCUGCAGCAGUACAUGGAGGCACACUGCUCUCAGACAGAUCUGGUUGAUAUCGCACUGAGCCUGAAGACCAAGGCCUUCCAAGCCCACACACCUGCCCAGAAAGCUUCCAUACUGGCCUUCCUUGUUAAUGAGCUGGCCUGCAGCAAGAGCGUGGUCAGUGAGAUUGAUAAGAGCCUGGAUCAAAUGACCGUGCUGAGGAAGGAUGAGUGUAUCGUGGAGGGAAAACUGAAAAAGCUGAAGACCAUCCAUGCUAAACGCACAGGGAAACGAGAGGCCAACGCUGUAGGGGAGGAGGCUCAGGCCACUGGCACACCCAGUGCCGGACACAAGCGCAAGAGGAAAGGCGGUGACAGUGAUGAUGAUGAGGAUGAAGAUGAGGACAGUGACGAGGCAGGAGAGGAUGAAGAUGAUGAGGAGGAGGAAGAAGUGAAGAAGGGGAGAAGAGUAGAGACAUGUGAUGAGGAUGAGGGAGAUCAAGCCACCAGUGUAGAGGAGCUGGAGAAACAGAUUGACAAAUUAUCAAAGCAGCAGAACCUGAUCAGACGGAAGCUGUUUGAAUCAUCUCACGCGCUGCGCUCCAUGGCGUACGGACAGGACCGCUACCGUCGCCGCUAUUGGGUACUCCCACAGUGUGGAGGGGUCUUCAUUGAGGGAUUGGAGAGUGGAGAAGGUCCUGAAGAGCUGGAAAAGGAACGAGAGAGGCUUCAGAACUUUGAGCCUGUGCAGGUUAAAGAGGAGCCGCAGGAGGAGCUGCAGCCGCAGGAGGUCCAGAGCCAGGUGAAGCAGGAGGAGGAGCUUGUGGAGGGUGUCAAACAAGAAGACGAGAAGCUGCCAAUGGACGCGGAUCAGGAGCAGUGCGGAGAGAGAGAAGUGUGUGCCUCUCCACCAAAGAACCUCCAGGAGAAGGAAGCUCAGCAGACAGAGCCCACCUCCUCUCAGAGCCCUCCUCUCAAGGAGCCCCCAAACACGGCCCUUGAGGUAACAGCGCUCUGCCACAACCCCAAUGGCUGCCCAGCAACUGUUGCCCCGGCGGCAACAUCAGCAAUGUCUCCAACUCACUCUACCUCCAAGCCGAUGGUGCUGUGCAGCAUUCCAGCGGACCCUGCGGUCCCCGUUCCUCAGUUCGGGGUGCCUCCUCCUCCACAGUUUGGGGUCCCACCAUCUCUCCAGCAGCAGCAGGUCCAGCUUUUGGGCAACGACCAGCUCCUACGUGUGUUGACAGAACGCAGCGGGCACUGGUUCAGUCUUCUACCCCGCUCGCCCUGUGACGACUCCUCUCUCACUCAGCCACCAACACCCCCGCAGGCCUCCCCGCAGCCCAACAGUGCCCUCAACGUCCGUUCCAGGAGCCCUGUGCCGCCCUGCUCCCCCCACCAUCACCUCCUCCCUCCCUCUGCCUCUCCAAGCCCCCUCAACCCUGCCCAUGAUGGCACUGGAAACCACACCAUGUCUCCUUUGCAGGUGAAGCCUGGUAGUGCCCUGAUGGCUUUACCCAUGUGUGGCUGGUCUGGUGGGGUGAUUAGCCCCAACCUGCCUGUGUGUAGCAGCCCUCUGCCCAUCUACCCACCCGCUGAGGGCAGCGCCAGCCCCCUACUAGCCCCCAGCGUCUCCACCAGCAAGAGCGGCUCUCCAGCUCCCCCUGGGGACAAACCCCCUUCAGCCCCUUCUCCUGCCAUCGACUUUCCACGAAAUCAUGACCACCCACAGCCUCAUCCUAUACCAGAGGACAUGCUGAUGGGCUGGUGGAAGGUGGCAGAUGUGGAGGAGCUGCAGGCCCUGAUGAAAGCUCUCCACAGCCGAGGCAUUAGAGAGAGAUCACUACAAAAGCAGAUCCAGAAAUCCAUGGAGCUAAUUGCACAGACUUGCAACAAGAACAGAGAGGUGGCAGUGAUGGAGGUGUCGGAGCUGGAUGAAGGUCAGGUUUCUGUAGAGACACUACAGGACUGGUGUGUGGAGGAGCAGGCCAUGGAGACAGACAUCGCUUUACUGCAGCAGGUGGAGGAACUUGAGCGCAAAGUCACCUCCGCCAGCCUGCAGGUCAAGGGCUGGGUGCACCCGGAGCCUCAGUCGGAGAGGGAGGACCUGGUCUAUCAUGAGCACAAGCUCCUCCCCAAGCCCCGCCCAGGGGCGGAGUCCCAAGACGAGCGGAGCUCGGAGAAAGGCCUGAGCCGUCGGCCCAGCAACCCGCUGGACAUCGCGGUGUCACGCCUGGCCGAGCUGGAGCGCCACAUCGAGAGAAGGUACCUGCGGAGCCCCUUAGGGACAACCAUCCAGAUAAGACUGGAUAAUGUGGGUACAGUCACUGUGCCCGCCCCUGCUCCAUCCACUAGCGCUGGAGGGGAAGGGGGAGAAGAGGAGCUUGCUCCAGGGAUGAAGGUGUGGAGGAAGGCUCUGAGCGAGGUGAGGAACUCAUCCCAGCUGGCCAUGUGCCUGCAGCAGUUGCAGAAGUCCAUCGCCUGGGAGAGAUCCAUCAUGAAAGUGUACUGCCAGAUCUGCCGUAAGGGAGAUAAUGAGGACCUGCUGCUGCUUUGUGAUGGCUGUGAUAAGGGCUGCCACACUUACUGCCACAAACCCAAGAUCAGCACUAUCCCAGAGGGAGACUGGUACUGCCCUGCCUGCAUCUCCAAGGCGAGCGGUCAGUCCCCGAAAAGCAAGAAGGCACAGAAUCGUGUCCAGUCGAGCGGAGGAGGGAAGAAGUCUGCGGAGACGGCCAAAAAGAACAAGAAGCAGCCAGAGGUGUGUGAGGAAGAGGAAACAGUCAGUGGUGGCAGCAGUAGCAGUAGCAACACCAGCAACAGCAGCCCAAAGAAAGCAACCACAGCCUCCACACAGGCCAAGAAAAGCUCACCCGCCCCUCCUCCCACCAAACCUGAGAGUCCAGCCUGCGUGAAAAGAGCCAAGACGGCCAGGGACAACAACCGUGACCUGGGCCUCUGCAGGAUCCUCUUGGCUGAACUGGAGCGUCAUCAGGAUGCCUGGCCUUUCCUCACACCAGUCAACCUCAAAUCAGUUCCUGGGUACCGCAAAGUAAUCAAGAAACCAAUGGACUUCUCCACCAUCCGCGAGAAGCUUGUUAGCAGCCAGUACCAGAACCUCGAGACGUUCAUCAUCGACGUCAACCUGGUGUUCGAUAACUGUGAGAAGUUCAACGAGGACAACUCGGACAUCGGCCGUGCGGGACACAACAUGAGGAAGUUCUUUGAGAAGAGAUGGACGGAGCUCCUGAAGCAGACUAACUGAGCUGUCCGGUGCUCCGCGUGUUGAAUCAAGACUGAACGAACUGUCAUUUUUUCUUUCAACCCCUUGUGUGGAGCUCAGAAACCACUUGCAGAAUCAAAGCAUUUCGCCAUCUUCUCCCAGCAAGCCUGGGCCCUUUCGGCUGGCCUACACAUCUCAACUUGAACCAGCUCGCCGUGCUGGUCCAGACCCCAACAAGUCACACACACACACAACACCCAAAGAGACACAGGAGAUAGGGUGUCUUUGUGCAAUACCAUUACCUUGUAGAAAAGAGUAAAUCGCACUGAAAUCUUCAACCAUCAGAGCUGUAUGUAGGAGAAAAAGAAAAAAAACACUUUCCACUACCUGUAAAU
Colossoma macropomum (tambaqui) is the source of this 7666-nucleotide messenger RNA. It is a transcript of the gene baz2ba, whose product is annotated as bromodomain adjacent to zinc finger domain, 2Ba. Lineage: Eukaryota; Metazoa; Chordata; Actinopteri; Characiformes; Serrasalmidae. The record is from RefSeq and is a predicted model, not a curated record. Gene Ontology annotation, molecular function: DNA binding; protein binding. The coding region runs from base 246 to 7313 and encodes 2355 amino acids. The transcript is spliced from 38 exons.